AUGCCAGAUUCCAUUACCGUGUUAUGUUAUAUAACGAGUUACCAAAAAAAAUUAAUUCCUAAUAAAAAUCUUUCAAUUGUUAAAGCUUCAGGUGUUGUAAGAUCCCAAAGUCUAGACUCUUCCUUAAACAUUAUUUUAACUGGGUUUUACUACCACGAUACUAUUCAAGAAUUAAAUUUACCUGAAUUUGAGUACAAAGAUGUGGUGCUUACUACUAGAAAUUUUCGUAUCGUUAAAAACAUGGGCCAAAAUAAUGAAAAAUAUUCUAUAUUAAAAAUUACCUUAAAUGAUAUUGUUCGUUUUAAUACCCUUGAUCUUAACAAUUUAUCUGCAUUUCUGAUAUUAAUCAACAUGAUGGCAUUAGUUCAAGAAGACCCAGAAAUCGAUAACGAAAAUAUAGUCAUUAAUGUUUUAACCAAAAAUUAUGUGGACCAAGGUUAUGUUAAUCUUAAACUAACAUGCUAUCAUUCCACUUCUGCACAAUAUUUAACAAAUACAACUGCUGCUAUAAAGAAAGAUUAUGUAAUCUAUAUUAACGGUGAACUCAUGAUAACCGAUGAUGAUAACAUAGUUCAUAUUCAUGCUGUUUCAUUUCUGGAAUACCAGAAAUUAAAUACAAUUACAAAAAAUAACUCAAUGCAAUUUUCAUAG
Molecule: messenger RNA, 651 nt
Organism: Dentiscutata heterogama
Lineage: Eukaryota; Fungi; Glomeromycota; Glomeromycetes; Diversisporales; Gigasporaceae
Source: the annotation of a GenBank genome assembly